This is a messenger RNA of Mesocricetus auratus (golden hamster), 4086 nucleotides long. It is a transcript of the gene Ampd3, whose product is annotated as adenosine monophosphate deaminase 3. NCBI's taxonomy places the organism in Eukaryota, Metazoa, Chordata, Mammalia, Rodentia, Cricetidae. Gene Ontology annotation, biological process: IMP salvage; AMP metabolic process. The coding region runs from base 314 to 2611 and encodes 765 amino acids. The transcript has 15 exons. Gene Ontology annotation, molecular function: AMP deaminase activity. The record is from RefSeq and is a predicted model, not a curated record. Gene Ontology annotation, cellular component: cytosol.
CUGGAGCAUUUGGGCCUAAGAUGGGAUUCAACAGCUAUCAGCAGGCUGUUAAAACCAUGGGGGGAUAAGCCUGGAUUCCCUGAGUGAGCUGAGGGAAUGAUCCAGGCAGCUGGCAUCCUGAGACUCCACAAAGCAGGAGCAGCAUAAUGGAAAAGCAGGCCAUGGAAGCUGAGAAACCGGUCACGCAAGCCUGUGGAAACUGUGCCUCACACAGCGUGGUUGUGCGGGCGGCAGGCAACCGGUGCUAACUUUGGGAGCAGUGUUCCAGGAAGGAAGGCGUGGUCAGCAGGCUCCAGUGCUGGGAAGAGCCGAGAUGCCUCGCCAAUUCCCCAAGUUGAACAUGUCCGAUCUGGACGAGCAAGUCCGGCUGUUGGCGGAGAAGGUGUUCGCUAAGGUGCUCAGAGAAGAGGACAGCAAAGAUGUUAUGUCCCUGUUCACUGUCCCCGAGGACUGUCCCAUCGGACAGAAGGAAGCCAAGGAGAGAGAGCUCCAGAAGGAACUGGCAGAGCAGAAGUCUGUGGAGACGGCAAAAAGAAAGAAGAGUUUCAAGAUGAUCCGGUCGCAGUCUCUGUCCCUGCAGAUGCCAACACAAGACUGGAAGGGACCUCCAACUGUCAGUCCGGCCAUGUCUCCUGCAACCCCUUUGGUCCCUGGAGCUACUUCCAAGCCUGAGCCAGCACCCUAUGCCAUGCCUGAGUACCAGCGGGUCACUAUCAGUGGAGAUUACUGUGCAGGGAUCACUGUCGAAGACUAUGAACAGGCUGCCAAGAGCCUGGCCAAGGCCCUGAUGAUCCGGGAGAAGUAUGCACGGCUUGCCUACCACCGCUUCCCACGGACCACAGCCCAGUACUUGGCUCACCAGGGGGAAAGUGUACCUUUGGAAGAAAGUCUCCCAGACUUCCACCCUCCCCCACUGCCCCAAGAAGACCCUUAUUGCUUGGAUGAUGCACCCCCCAACCUGGGCUACCUGGUCCGCAUGCAGGGAGGCAUUCUUUUUGUGUAUGACAACCAGACAAUGAUGGAACGCCAGGAGCCCCACAGCCUGCCCUACCCCGACCUGGAAACCUACACCGUGGACAUGAGCCACAUUCUGGCACUCAUCACUGAUGGCCCCACGAAAACCUAUUGUCACCGGCGACUGAACUUUCUGGAAUCCAAGUUCAGCCUUCAUGAGAUGUUAAACGAGAUGUCCGAGUUCAAGGAAUUGAAGAGUAACCCCCACAGAGACUUCUAUAAUGUGAGGAAGGUGGACACGCACAUUCACGCAGCGGCCUGCAUGAACCAGAAACACCUGCUGCGUUUUAUCAAGCACACGUACCAGACAGAACCUGACAGGACUGUGGCCGAGAAGCUAGGUCGGAAGAUCACGCUAAGGCAGGUGUUUGACAGCCUGCACAUGGACCCCUACGACCUCACCGUGGACUCGCUGGAUGUCCACGCGGGUCGGCAGACAUUUCACCGCUUUGACAAGUUCAACUCCAAGUACAACCCCGUGGGGGCCAGUGAGCUCCGGGACCUGUAUCUAAAGACUGAAAACUUCCUGGGAGGAGAGUACUUUGCUCGGAUGGUCAAGGAGGUGGCCCGGGAACUGGAGGACAGCAAGUACCAGUACUCAGAACCACGGCUCUCCAUCUACGGCCGAAGUCCCCAGGAGUGGUCCAGCCUGGCCCGCUGGUUCAUUCAGCACAAGGUCUACUCACCCAACAUGCGCUGGAUCAUCCAGGUGCCCCGGAUCUAUGACAUAUUUAGGUCAAAGAAACUACUGCCAAACUUUGGGAAGAUGCUGGAGAACAUCUUCCUGCCCCUUUUCAAGGCUACCAUCAACCCCCAGGACCACCGGGAGCUUCACCUCUUCCUCAAAUAUGUGACAGGGUUUGACAGCGUGGAUGAUGAGUCCAAGCACAGCGACCACAUGUUCUCAGACAAGAGUCCCAGUCCAGACCUCUGGACCAGCGAGCAGAACCCACCCUACAGUUACUACCUGUACUACAUGUAUGCCAACAUCAUGGUGCUGAACAACCUUCGCAGGGAACGUGGCCUGAGCACAUUCCUGUUCCGGCCUCACUGUGGGGAAGCUGGUUCCAUCACCCACCUAGUGUCCGCCUUCCUGACUGCAGACAACAUUUCCCAUGGGCUGCUCCUUAAGAAGAGUCCUGUAUUGCAGUAUCUCUACUACCUGGCUCAGAUCCCUAUUGCCAUGUCUCCUCUCAGCAACAACAGUCUGUUUCUGGAAUAUUCCAAGAAUCCGCUUCGGGAAUUCUUGCACAAGGGACUGCAUGUCUCUCUCUCUACUGAUGACCCCAUGCAGUUCCACUACACCAAGGAAGCACUCAUGGAGGAAUAUGCCAUUGCAGCCCAAGUGUGGAAGCUGAGCACGUGUGACCUGUGUGAGAUCGCCAGGAACAGUGUGCUGCAGAGCGGCCUCUCGCAUCAGGAGAAGCAGAAGUUUUUGGGACAGAAUUAUUACAAAGAAGGGCCAGAGGGCAAUGACAUCCGAAAGACCAACGUAGCACAGAUCCGGAUGGCAUUCCGCUAUGAGACUCUGUGCAAUGAACUCAGCUUCCUGUCUGAUGCCAUGAAGUCAGAGGAGAUCACAGCCCUGGCCAAAUAGGUCCAGCGUUCCACUCCCAUGUUUUGGUUUAGUUUCAAGCGUGCUGUGGCUAAUGGUGGUUAGGGCUUUCGUCUGUGACGAGGCCGCCUCUGGAGAAAUCUCAAACUCCUAAUUUUGGUUGCACCUGAUGACCAUGCCCAUUUUGUUAGUGUUUCUGAGCCGGAUGCUGACCACCUCCCAUGGGGAAGCUGGGAGCUGGCACUUGUAUGUACUUGUUCCUCAUUUUCCACAUUUCUCUUGUGAUUGCCACUGCUUACAUGGCUGAGGCUGGGACUUAGCAAGGUUGAAUGCCAAGUGACACAGGCCUGUGUGGUGUCUACCACACUUCUCUCAGCGUGCCCUGUAGUGUAGUUCUCAUUUCAGCAUCUGGCUGGCUGGCUGGCUGGCUGGCUGAACCUCCCUUCAAAGCUCCCUUUCGUAAAGGGGCUGCCUUAAGAGAAAAUAUGAGGCUCCCCUGCUGAUUUGUUAAGCUCAUUUUUAAAAAUGAGUUUCUUCACCGGUAUAGCCUCUCCUUCUUUCUCGUUAGGAAGCAGUGCACUCACUGAUGCCAUCCCUCAUCUGUGUGUUAUCUUUCUCAUCCAGGGCUCCACGAGUCAUCUCGAAUUGUGUUCUGUGACUCCAUCUCAUGGACCACUCCAGGGCUGGGGAAGGUGCAGGGUGAGGUUCUGGCGCUUUAACAUUGUAUUUUCCUUUUAAUGAAGGCCUUUGAAGAGCACAGGACCAGAGGGUCCGCCCCUUGUGGCUCUAAUGUCCUAUGACUGCAGCUGUUACCACCUCCCCAGGAGUCAGACCAGGGCAGUGACUCUCUCUUAGGAGCACACAGGAUUAGAACCAGGUCCCUGAACCAGUCUUUUCCUCACUCUUCCUUUAGGCUUCACAAGUGUCAGUUUUUUUUUAAUCAUUUUAACAUGGUGCAUUUUAUUUUAAAAAACAGAUUUCUUCAGAAGCUAUCUUGGUCCCAGGACCAGGUAGAAAGGUUUUAAGAUCCAUAUGGAGUUAAAUUUGAUCAGACUACUUAUCUUUGUUACUAGUGCCUAGAACAUAGUAGGUGCUCAAUAAAUGCAUAUGAAACAACUGAAUGACUUUCUCUUUUGGCACCUGUAUGUACAGAAUACUCAAACAUGUUCAAAUACCUUCCUAACAAGUUACAAGGCAGAGGCCCUUCUGAAUCACGGUUGGAUGAACCCAAUUUUAUCUGGAAGAUGCUUAUUUGAUUGUAGAUUAUCUUAUCCUGUGAUUGUCAUUCUCCCAGGGGUCAAUGUGGCUUAUGGAACCAUGCCAUCCUUUUACUAGACAAAUAUGCUGUCUUACAUGGCUGAUCCUGAAACCGAAUGAAAACCUGUCAUCUGAGGGAUUGUUUUUAAAAAGCCUCCAUUUGUAUAUAUUUGCCCAAACAUAGCAAGUAUUGUACAGUUUUUUUUCAUUGUAUAAAAUACUUUUAAAAAACCUACAAAUAAAGUCUCAUAGGACUGUGA